Molecule: messenger RNA, 1135 nt
Organism: Aureobasidium subglaciale EXF-2481
Lineage: Eukaryota; Fungi; Ascomycota; Dothideomycetes; Dothideales; Saccotheciaceae
Exons: 1
Coding region: 252-809 (185 amino acids)
Source: RefSeq, a predicted model, not a curated record
CUCGUUCCUUGCAAGCAGCGUGCGAGACGUGUGCUACAAGACAGUCGUAGUGCAAGAUGCAGCGCUUCGGAGAAUUAAGCGAUGAUCCUGGAUUGGGUAAAUAGUAGGUGUCACUUAUCUGGCUGAAAUCAAGUCGUACUGGUGCUCCCUGAACAUGGUCGACCUCCCCUGACAGGAUAGCCACUGCCAUACUCGAGUACAUAUCUUCGAAGCGGCCUUUACAGAAAAUCUCUGAUUAUUACGAGUACACGAUGGCGGCCGAUAAGCGAUCAACACGACUCAAGACAGCCUACUCGCUGCUUGACGCUUAUGGCUCCCUCUCACCGGAUGCCAUCCUCGAUCACCUGGACGAGAAGUGCACACAUCAAGCUCUGCCCGAGUCGCUGGGCAUGCCGCCCCGCUCCAAAGAAGAAUUCAGAGGCCAUGCCCAAGGCAUCACAUCCAUAUUCACCACGUUUGCCAUGGUCCCGCAAAACGUAUACGAGGACGAAGACAACAACGCCGUAGUCAUUCACGCAAUCAUGGACGGUCAGCUGAACAAGCCCGACAUUGGUCAAUGGAAGAAUGAGUGCAUAAUGCUCUUACGCUUCACUCCGGACGGCUCCAAGAUCAUCCAAAUCAGAGAGUUUGUCGACAGCGCAAAGGCCAUGGAGAUGCGCAACAAAGUCAAGCCCAAGAACUUCGACUCGCACGGGGGAAGCUUCCUCUCUACACUCGGCUGGGUUGCAUCCACCACUGUUCCGGUUGCCUUGGCUGGCGCCGCCGUCCUCUUCUUCACGGGAAGAAAGGACCUGCUAAGGCUGAGAUAGCCCUCUCAUCUGUAUGCCAAUGCUUACCAUACAUGUAAUGCCCGAUUGUCACGAUACUUGUUGCCUUGUCUACCGGCUGUGCCGUGUUGGUGAGACGACUUUCCAAGCGAGCAUCACACAUUCUCUUCGCAUAACAUAUUGUUCCAGAUCUACAGUCAUGCUUGCAUGCAUGUCUCGUGGCCAUGGAUCAAGUCAAGUUAUCGUCUUGUAGAUUCUGAAUGUCUCUCAGAGAUACGUAUAUACAGCCAAGCAAGAACAAACAUGGCGAUCUCGCCCUGCACUUUCACACUGCAUGAACCAUCAAUAGCCAACAUCGUAAUCCUUAC